UCCUUUCCCAACGCCUUCUCUCCAUGCAUUAUAAAGAGCCCUAACGCGGUGGAAAAAAGGGCGAGAAAAAAGCGGUCGACUCCGCCGGAGGUGGACUCGAGGCUCUACCAGUCGGUGAUCGGUGCUUAAAGAUUUAUCAGCAUGUCUUGGUGCACUAUUGAAUCUGAUCCUGGUGUUUUUACUGAACUGAUACAACAGAUGCAAGUAAAAGGUGUUCAGGUGGAGGAAUUGUAUUCACUAGACCUCGACUCCCUGAACAAUUUACGGCCGGUCUAUGGGCUGAUAUUCCUUUUCAAAUGGCGACCUGGUGAAAAAGAUGAACGGGUCGUAAUAAAGGAUCCAAACCCAAAUCUAUUUUUUGCCAGCCAGGUUAUUAACAAUGCUUGUGCAACCCAAGCAAUCCUUUCUGUUCUGAUGAACUGUCCAGAAAUAGAUAUAGGCCCAGAAUUGUCGAUGUUAAAAGAAUUCACCAAGAAUUUCCCACCGGAACUCAAAGGCCUGGCUAUCAACAACAGUGAAGCUAUACGAGCAGCACACAACAGCUUUGCAAGACCUGAGCCUUUUGUCCCUGAAGAGCAGAAAGCUGCAGGGAAAGAUGAUGAUGUAUACCAUUUCAUAAGUUAUAUACCUGUGGAUGGCGUUCUGUAUGAGCUUGAUGGGCUGAAAGAAGGCCCUAUCAGCCUUGGGCAAUGCCCUGGUGGACAAGGAGACAUGGAUUGGCUACGGAUGGUGCAACCAGUGAUCCAGGAACGGAUUGAUCGAUACUCUCAAAAUGAGAUAAGGUUUAACCUUUUGGCGAUUAUAAAGAACAGGAAGGAGAUGUAUACAGCUGAACUGAAGGAGCUCCAGAAGAAGAGGGAGCAUCUUCUGCAGCAAUUGAAUGAUCAUAUGAUUACAGGUAACAAGCAAAGUUCUGCUGUUGAGGCAAUAAAUAAAGCACUUGCGGAGGUGGCCUCUGGGAUAGAAAGUGCAACCGAGAAGAUAAUAAUGGAGGAGGAGAAGUUCAAGAAAUGGAAAACAGAAAACAUACGGAGGAAGCACAAUUACAUUCCAUUCUUAUUCAACUUUUUGAAGAUUCUUGCAGAGAAGAAACAAUUGAAACCUCUGAUUGAGAAGGCGAAGCAAAAAUCAUGUAGUCCUAGAUGAAGAUUUUGUGAUCCGGGAUUCUCCAAAUGACAAAAUGUUACUAAUGGAUGCUACGAAAGUUGUACCAGUCUCUCCUUUUUUUCUGUUGGGCAGUCUUAUGGGAAAGGUUGAGAUUGCAGGAUAUUCUUGUUAGAAUGUUUAUUUAUCCACUCAGAGAACUAAAUCACUUGUUAUCCCUGGCACAUUUAGGUCUAUGAACUUAAGCCAAUCCAAGUGGAUUCUAGGAGUUUCUGAAACUGUUAUAAAUAUAUACCAGCUACUUAAUGAAUCCCCGCCAAAACCGUUGCGACGGCCAUUGUUUGGUAUGGCAAUUCUUU
Messenger RNA from Elaeis guineensis (African oil palm), 1463 nucleotides. Its product is annotated as ubiquitin carboxyl-terminal hydrolase 2. NCBI's taxonomy places the organism in Eukaryota, Viridiplantae, Streptophyta, Magnoliopsida, Arecales, Arecaceae. Gene Ontology annotation, molecular function: cysteine-type deubiquitinase activity. The record is from RefSeq and is a predicted model, not a curated record. Gene Ontology annotation, cellular component: cytoplasm. Gene Ontology annotation, biological process: protein deubiquitination; ubiquitin-dependent protein catabolic process.